AUGGCUGCUUUAAAAUCAAUCAAAAGACAAAAAACAUCAACUAAAAAUACACGAUGUUUUUAUUGCCGAGAACAUGAAAUAAAAUAUGAAAAAUCAUUAGAAAACCCUAAGAUUUGUAAAAACUGCUACAAAAAGAAUCUUCCGAAUUGUAUUCAUGUCAAACCUUCAUAUUAUUCUGAAGAGAUCAAAAGGCUAAAUUCUGUAGUAAAUAAUCAUGUAUCAAGAAUUUUAUUAUUAGAAAAACAA
Messenger RNA from Dentiscutata erythropus, 246 nucleotides. The record is from the annotation of a GenBank genome assembly. Lineage: Eukaryota; Fungi; Glomeromycota; Glomeromycetes; Diversisporales; Gigasporaceae.